Racocetra fulgida is the source of this 621-nucleotide messenger RNA. The record is from the annotation of a GenBank genome assembly. Lineage: Eukaryota; Fungi; Glomeromycota; Glomeromycetes; Diversisporales; Gigasporaceae.
AUGCUCAAUUCUGAGCAACGUCGUCAACUUUUUCUCGCACUAAUCAAUGCCGAUCCAACUUUGCCUAACGUGCUAAAUUCUGAACGACGUCGUCAGUUAUAUGCUGUGUUAGUUGCUAUCGAUCCUGCUCUUGUACAACCACUUUUAGAUUCAUGUAGUGCUGUUCGUGGGAUUAUUAAUGAACAACCUCUAUCCCGACAACCAAAGGAAAAAGCUAAAGAAGUAAUUAAAGAAAAUGUUCGACCUCCUGUUCGAAAACAUAAUACAAGCCAUACUCAAAUUGAAAGUGUUCUCAAUCAAGAUAGCGUGGAUGAGAUGACUGACCAUACAAGAGAUUCUGACACUUCUACUCUUGUGACUAAUGCACAAAAAGAGAUUAAUCAAGCCAAAAAAAAGAAAAUUGCUGGUACAAAAACAAAAAAACAUGCAUUACCAUUACCAAAGAAGAAUGCUCGACGUCUUGUUCAAAAAUACACAAAUCAUAUCGAUAUAGAAAGUAUGUCUAAUCAAGAAGACACACAUGAAAUGACUAAUCAAACCAAAGAUUCUGUCACUUCGAAUCUUGAAUAUAAUAUACCGAGAGAAGAUCAUAACAUUGAAAAUACUGAUCAAGAUAGCACA